Tachyglossus aculeatus (Australian echidna) is the source of this 3654-nucleotide messenger RNA. It is a transcript of the gene SH3KBP1, whose product is annotated as SH3 domain containing kinase binding protein 1. The coding region runs from base 89 to 2029 and encodes 646 amino acids. The transcript has 18 exons. The record is from RefSeq and is a predicted model, not a curated record. Gene Ontology annotation, molecular function: protein binding. NCBI's taxonomy places the organism in Eukaryota, Metazoa, Chordata, Mammalia, Monotremata, Tachyglossidae.
GCGAUAGUGGAAUUUGACUAUAAGGCUCAACACGAAGAUGAGCUGACAAUCAGCGUGGGUGAUAUCAUCACCAACAUCAGGAAGGAGGAUGGAGGCUGGUGGGAAGGACAGGUCAAAGGCAGAAGAGGAGAUAAGGAAGGAGGUGAAGAAAGAAAACCUCUCCAGCAAGGCAACGGAGAAGACGAUGCACGACGCAGCCAAUGGAAGCUCUUUGUUGUCUUCUGACACCAUCAUUAGAAGCAAGAGAGGAGAACGAAGCCGCCGGCGGAGAUGCCAGGUGGCCUUCAGCUACCUGCCUCAGAAUGACGACGAGCUGGAAUUGAAAGUCGGGGACAUCAUAGAGGUGGUUGGAGAAGUGGAGGAAGGAUGGUGGGAAGGCGUCCUGAACGGGAAAACUGGAAUGUUUCCUUCCAACUUCAUAAAGGAACUCUCUGGAGAGUCUGACGAUCUUGGGAUCACCCAGGAGGAGCAACUCAUAAAGCCAAGAAAGACUGCCUUUGAAGGGACAAUUCUGUACAGGAUGGCACCCGCAAAGAUUGACAGCUACAGACGCUAUAACAGCCUGAGGGAAACUACGGGUUCGGAGAGCGACGGCGGGGAUUCGAGCAGCACCAAAUCAGAAGGCGCCAACGGAAUGGUCACGACCGAAAUCCAACCGAAAAAGAUCAGGGGGGUCGGAUUUGGCGACAUUUUCAAAGACAAACCUAUAAAGCUGAGGCCGAGGUCGAUAGAAGUAGAAAAUGAAUUCCUGCCAGUGGAGAAGACCGUCGGCAAGAAGUUACCUCCAGCGACAGCAACUCAGGAGCCGGCCAAGAUAGAAAUGGACAGCAGAACAAAAACCAAGGAUUAUUGCAAAGUAAUCUUUCCAUACGAAGCACAGAACGAAGAUGAAUUGACAAUCAAAGAAGGUGACAUUGUGACCCUUGUUAAUAAGGACUGCAUCGAUGUAGGCUGGUGGGAAGGGGAGCUGAACGGCCGGCGAGGAGUGUUUCCGGACAACUUUGUCAAGCUCCUGCCCUCGGACUUUGAGAAGGAAGGGAACAGACCUAAAAAACCUCCUCCUCCGUCGGCUCCUGUCAUCAAACAAGGGGCAGGCACAACCGAGAAAAAACAUGAAAUUAAAAAGACACCCCCUGAAAGACCAGAAUAUCUUCCAAACCGAACAGAAGAAAAAGAAAGACCAGAGAGAGAGCCAAAACUGGUGGACUUGCAGAAGCCGUCCGUUCCUGCCAUACCUCCAAAGAAACCUCGGCCCCCGAAGACCAACUCCAUGAGUAGACCAGGAGCCCUUCCCCCAAGAAGGCCGGAAAGACCAAUCGUGCCUCUGACACACAACAGGAGUGACAGUCCCAAAAUUGAGUUGGGGAUUACUCUGGCCAGCCCCCCCGACAAGGACCUCCCGGAAAGAAGUAAUGACAUUGACCUAGAAGGUUUUGACUCCGUGGUAUCAUCCGCUGAGAAACUCAGCCACCCAACCACCACCAGACCCAAAGCCACUGGCCGAAGACCCCCAUCUCAGUCCCUCACAUCUUCUUCCCUUUCGAGUCCUGAUUUCUUUGAGUCUCCAAGUCCCGAAGAAGAGAGAGAAGAGCACAUUUCUCUCGCACACAAAGGAACAGACUUGUCAAAGAAAACAUCAAAGACUGUUACCAUAUCACAAGUGUCAGACAACAAAGCCCCCCUGCCUCCGAAACCGGGAAGCGUGGCCCUGGGCGCAAGCAGCAUGCAAGCCCCACCCGCCCCAGCUCUCCAUUCUGGGCCCCCGGGGGCCACGGGUCACAGGGCCAACUCCCCGUUGCUCUUCAGCGCCGAAGGAAAGCCAAAGACUGAGCACUUGAGCCAUGGUCAGUCGGCCAUGGAGGAGCUGAGGACGCAGGUCAAGGAGCUGAGGAGCAUCAUUGAAAUGAUGAAAGACCAGCAAAAAAAAGAGAUAAAACAGUUGUUAUCUGAAUUAGAUGAAGAGAAGAAGAUCCGUCUUAGAUUGCAGAUGGAGGUAAACGACAUAAAGAAAGCCCUUCAAUCAAAAUGAGCGAUUGGUCGAUGACGGAAGGGUAAACAUCAUUCAUCGUGAGUGAUUCCGAGACUCAAAUUUAUGCCCCAGCCAAAAUAACUCUGUGCCAAAAUUAAGGUUUGCCUCAGCAUUUCUCCGACGGAAGGAUUUAGCACAAAUGCUUUUUGACAGCACAACACAAAUUCCACCCCGAAAGAAAAGAGCCCACCCGGGGUGUGGUCUCGUCGUUUCGCACUGGUUGUGACUUCCACUGAGUGGAUUGUGCUAAAGGCUUCUCUACUUCAAGAUCACAAAUGAAAUGAAAACUCAGGCAGUUUAGUGCAUAGUGGUACUAUUUUGAUGAUAUUUUCCAUAAAAUAAAAUGUAUUUCAGAUUAUUCGUUUACAGGCUUUAUAAUUUUAUGAUUUUUUUAAUUGUCCUUGUCACAGAUUCCUACGAUAUUUGUACAACGUUAUAGUCGAGGGUGAAUGACGUUAGGGUUCUUUUGCUUCGGGUUAGAAAGCAGCCCAAUUGUUGUGUUUCGGUUUGACGUUCUCUUACAUAUGCAAAGUUAUCGCUCCCCUCCCACCCCCCAAGCUCCCCACCUCUGAGAGGAAGCAAAACCCAUGUACAGUAGAGUAUUUAAAAAACCAGAAACUCGAUCCAUCCGGUCUUCGCAAUGAUCUGUGCCUUCUUUCACCACUCUCCUUCUCUCCGCUGAAGCUGUUGGGGGUCCGUGCUCACCAGCAGACUUGAUGAAACUGUCCACUAAAGGUCACUGUCUUAGUAGAUGGCUCCUCUCGACUCAUCCCGGAACGCCCUGAGGCCACUACUGCCCAGUUGAGAGGAUUUAGCUCGUAAGUUCCCGGUGGAAGGAGAAAAAUCCAUCGUUUGCUUGAUUUUCAUUAGCAGUUAGCACACGCACCACCUGCCUCUCUUCGCCUCUUGCACCUUUGGAGUGAACAGAAUAUGCAUUACCCAGCAAAAAAUAAAUAAAAGUAAAAUGCAAAUAAAAAUAAGGGAAAAGUUGUAUUAUUUCAUGCACUGGUUCUCUCUGGCUGUUUAAAUUGUAUUUAUGUACUGUCACUUGCCUUGCUCUGUUGUAUGCCUUCUCACAUUAAUCCAAUAGGAUGGUUUGGGUGGUGUUGUUUUGGGGGGGUUUUUGUUGUUGUUUUUCCUCUUUUUUCCCCCUGUUUGUUCUUUCCGACAGUUGUGAGGUUGUAUUUUCUUUCUAAAGGAAACUUGCGUUUGUUCUGUCGGUGUAGAGAGCAAGCAGUUGAGCCUUUUGGAGGUUUCUCUGUCCUCAUUGUUCGGGCUAACUGAAAACAAGGGAAUUUGUUAGGGGCGGGAACUAUUCCGAGUGUUUCUUUGAAAUUUUAUGGAAUUUGUGACCUCUGAAGCUGUUUCUAAUGUGCUUCUACAAACUCUUCUGCGUCCUUUCGUGAAGUUUCUAUGAAGCUACUAAGUACUGAUCUAUUUGCACAACCACACGGAAUGCGAACCAGUAUGUUGCGGGGGAGGAGGGGGGUAUAAAAGCACCAAAUGAAUUACUCCCCUGUCAUGACCGUGUUAUGUCUGUCUCCUUUCCCUCUCUCCUCUGCACUAGACGCUAGCCUUGAGAUCUUCCUCUCACAUGGAAUUCCCCUUUGAGUUUCCUCACGCUC